AUGCGGGAAUUGACACAGCCUCUAGAUCAUACCAAUUUUGCCCUUUCUAUUGAUCGGUCAUGGAAACUUCAACAAUGGACAUCACUGUUACUCGCGAGUUAUGGAGUUGCUCUUUUACUUGGCUCUCGUGGGUGUAUAUUCAACCAAUUGAUUCUUCGUGAGCUGAUUGUAGAUAUAGCUAUGGUGGGUUAUUUUUGCGACAAAUAUCGCAUUCAAAAAGCAACGCUGGUCACUGGCUUCGUCGCCAUGGCCCUAGCAACCCUCUUUUUCAUCUUUGCGGGUAAUGUGUGGGUUCUACUCAUAGCUCGAGUAUUCCAGGGCCUGUCAGGCGCCGUGGUCGGGGUGUUGGGCUUGAGCAUGAUCGCCGAAACAUCCAGUCCGGAAAAUUUAGGCCCACGUAUGGCUUGCGGGUCAGCAUCAUUAACAUGGGGGAUGCUCUGUGGCCCUAUUGCGGGUGGUUUUCUAUUCUCCAAAUUUGGCACUCUUGGUGCCUUCGGAGUCCCCAUCGCACUGCUUGUGGUGGACAUUGUUUUGCGCAUGUUGAUUGUACAAGAGGAUAGAGAUAUAACCAAAGCUUAUGAGCAGGAGGAUUCACCUCUCUUAGCAAACAGUACCUCCAGCGAAACUUCGUUGAGCUUUCACAACUUCUUGCACCCAAUCAUGCUAGGGGUGAUUUUUUGUGUCUUCGCGAUCUCUUCCAUUCUAUCUGCUUUUGAAACGACCCUUCCCCUAUUUGUCCUCGACACAUACCAUUGGUCUAGUUUGGGUGCGGGGCUCAUUUUCCUCCCAAUGACUGUACCUUCUGUUCUCAGUAUUCCAAUUGCCCACUUUGUGAGGCGCCUUGUACCACGGAACGUUGUGGUGACUGGAUUUAUCUUGAUGUCGGUACCAAUGAUAUCACUGCGGUGGGCCCAAGGAAAUACGAUCAACCAUGAAAUCACGCUUAUUUGCUUGCUGUUCCUCAUUGCAGUGUGCCUCACCACGGUGCAAGCAAUCAUUAUGGGGGAUGUCUCUAAUGCAGUCCGGAAAAUUGAAAGCCUUCAUGGGAUCGCCGAGGAGGACAGCAGCGGACAAGGACGGGGCUACGCACUCUGUAACAUGGCAUUUGCGGCUGGUCAAACACUUGGCCCUAUGGGGGGUGGAUUCAUAAAACAUGAAUUGGGCUGGGGGUUCAUGACGCUCGUACUUGGGAUUCUAUGUCUUGUCGCUGGUCUUUCGUCAUUCUUUUCCAUUUCAGCAGCCCCACCUAAAGCCGACACGGACGAGAUAAACGAGAGUGAUUGA
This is a messenger RNA of Penicillium longicatenatum, 1284 nucleotides long. Its product is annotated as MFS transporter. Bases 1 to 1284 code for a protein of 427 amino acids. The transcript is spliced from 5 exons. Gene Ontology annotation, molecular function: transmembrane transporter activity. NCBI's taxonomy places the organism in Eukaryota, Fungi, Ascomycota, Eurotiomycetes, Eurotiales, Aspergillaceae. The record is from RefSeq and is a predicted model, not a curated record. Gene Ontology annotation, biological process: transmembrane transport.